UGUCAGCUACUUUACAGCUGAGAAUGUCAAUGUCAACAAAAAAUCAUAAACAAAGGAGCAGUUCAUGAUUUGUUUUGAUUGAUAAUAAAUAAAUUGUUGGUUUAUUUCACAAUAUUAAAGCAAAUUUAUAUUUUUUGUUUGGUCUUUAUCUACGUCUGAUUAAUAUUUCACAAUGGCUACAAUGGUGAAGGAGAAGAAACGGGAGAAAAAGAAAGUCAAAGAGAAACACGUACCUAAUAAUGUAGUAGCAGCAUCGGAACCAUUGAUAUCUGCCAGCAUACAACAUGUACAAAAUGAUGUUGAGUAUACCACCGAAACAGUUGCAUCUUUUGUUGAAAAUGUUGAUAUAACAUCUGUCGAUAUCGACGUAGACCCUAGUAUAUGUCAUGAACAAAUUACGAACGUUAUAUCCAAUGAUCUUCCACAAGGUAUUGAACAAACUGUGUCAUAUAGUCUAAAUUUAGAAUUUUCUCAUGCAAACACUUCCUUUAGAGUAUUAGAAGAUAAGCAGUUGAUUAGCCAUAAGCAUAAUGAGACUGACAUAUCAAAGCCAUUGAGGGAUGAGUACCCAGGUGGCACUUAUGAAGACUUAAAUUUGAAGAUGCAAAGAAUGCAAAUUCCAGUUGUCCCGUUGAAUGUUGAACAAGAAGUCUCCUUGGAGGCACCUGGUGAAUAUAUCAAAGACACCAAUAUAACAUUAGAAGAGCAAAAAGUAGAUGUCUCUCAAGAUAAAGUGUUACCUUCUGCUCCAGUCUUUGAGGAAAUGUCACAACCAGAAAAAACAUGUCAGGAAAUCAAAAUUGAUAAAGAGGUUGUAGCUAAAGCUAAAUGUAUGAGUUUGGAGGAGGCUGUGUGGCUGUUUGGUGGAGAGGCAAUUGCGGAGGUUAGGGUGAUGAGUGAGCGGGAAGAGGCUAUAGUGGAAGUUGGGCCGGUGAGUGGACCUGACCAUCCCUUGGUGGACUUGUUGUCAACAUUAAGGAGCUCUCUAAUAUGUUUGGAAAGGGAGAAAUCACAGUUAUUGAAGAGUUUCUACGAAGAAGAGAAAUGCAGAUGUAGACUGUGGACAGUGGAGAAACGGACCUUAUAUCUCACUGACACGUGUCAAUGCGGUGCUUCAGUACAGUUCCUGGGGAAGUAUGAUCAUGCGGAGUUCCAAUUGGAGAGGCUGCCGGCUGCUAGGAUGAGGUUGACAGCUCUCUUAAGAGAUGUGCAAGAGAGUUAUUGUCAUCAUCAACACUCAGCUUUGGUAGCUUUUUAUCAGAUAGAAGACUACCUCUCUCACGUUGUAAGAGCUAACAAAAAUGAAAUGAGAGAAUCACUCAGCCUCAUAUUGCAAGCGUUGAAACUGAGUGACAGUGCGCCCAUAGUGUUAUCCAAACUGUUGGAGCGGUGGGCUGGCAUGCUGAGCUCUGUGCUGGUUGAUGCCAGGGACCCGAGGCAGCUGCUGUUUCUGAUACAUCAUUUGUUCAGACAAAGUCGUUCAGUGCGCUGGGCCUCACGAGCUAUUCAGCUUAACGUGUCAGACCGCGUGUCCGGCGCGCGCGCACUCGCCGUGCUCGCCGCCAUGUUGGCGCGCCCCGCGCCCGACUCCGCUGUCGAGUGUACUGAGGACAUAGAAGAAGCGUGGGAGGAGGUCCACGCGAGCGGCGGUGGCGGAGCAGUCGAUGACGGCGCUCUGAGGGAGAGAGACCUCUUGUCGUUGCUCCGAGCCAUUCCUUUGCGAUCGCUUGUGGCCAAUCUGCUGCUGACACAGGCAGACAUAACCAAAGCCCGCGAACAAGACUUCCAUGACCCCACUGGGGGGCACGGGGUACUCCGCGCUAGUAGCGGCGUGCGCGCACUCUUAGCAACGUUUCAGAGCGCUAGAGAUGCGCACGCGCAUUACCACAGAUUGCACAAAAUUUUGAGGAGGAUAACGGAAAGUGCCUUGCAGGGAUUGGCCGGGCUACACCUACUAAAUAAGUCAUCGUACUCAGCAGAGAUGCGCACACGCAUACCGCCCGAGCUGGAAGCUAGUUUCGCAGCGGGGCUCGCCUUGUUUGGUCAACACGACCUACAUCGUAUACCGACGACGUUGCUCACUGAGAACACUGCUAGAGAAUUCUGCAUGGAACUGAUGUUUCAACUUCACGACACGACUCCACAUCAAGUUAACAUCUUGGAUGUAUGCCUCCCGCCAUUGAGCUGCGAGGCGCGUGUAGAAAUAGUAUCCAAAGCGGCUGUAUUGCGGUGUAACGAGCACGAGCUUGCUCGGAUCGUUCUAGAGUUCUUGAUGCAGACUGGUCUUAAGAAGAAGUCGGUUCCCUGCAAAGGUGGUUGCGAAGCGGCCGCUCGGAACAGAUUGCCGGACCUUUUGGACGCUCACCCUUACCUCUACACCAUCGCGUUACAUCUCAUUGCGGACAUGAGCCUGGUAGAAACCCUAGAGGCUUCAUGCCUGAAGUACAUCAGUGUUGACAAAUGGCGGCCCAACACUGGGGAGCUGUUGGUGGUGUUGGAGGACUGGUCCCAACGUUGCCCCUCCAUGCUUCAGCAGCUGAUGACCAGUCUCACCUACACUCAGCAUUGUGGCUUAUCCCUCCAAAGUCAACUGACCUUGGCUACUUGGCUUUGCAACUGGUCUCGCAGCCAACCGCCUUGUGAAUGGCGUUGGACGGUAUUGAGGAGAUUACGGAUACACCGCGCCGCCUGGCGAUUACCGUUGGACGCCCCGGAUCCGGACCCGGAGCCGGAUCCGGCGGAUCUGUUUGGCACUGCGCACGCGCUGUUGGCUACGUCGUGGGGGCAUUCUGUACCGCUGAUAUGUGCUCGUGGCGCAUCGGCUUUAUGUCGCCUGGCUAAUGUGAGGCCGUUGGACGCGGCGCACUGUUUGUCUGUCAUACUGCUCGCUAUGGCUGCAUCUCCCGACUCCAUCUCUCUUGCCAGCAAAUUCACGGAGUUCUUCAGCGUAAUGGAAAAUUCUGGACCGGGUUUGGUACAAAGGGCCCUAGGACUUGGAGGUGUCGACGGCACGCUGCUGCUACAGGCAGUCAUGAUGGCUCACCUGGGAGAUGACAAGGAUCCGGUCGAUUACCAGCUCAAUAAAUCGAUGAUGUUACGUACGUGGCUGCAUGCUCUGUGGCGCCCCGUGACGUCACCGGCCACCGCCGCGCUAAUAGACACCGCGCUGUUGAUGUCCAGAGACUUCCAUACAGCCAUGGACUACGCUAUGAAGCUCACGCAAGAUUUAACGAAGGACCAAGCGUCGCAAUGGAUCAAACUAUCAAGCAAUGCUCCUCAAGUAGUUGAAUGCAUUCUCCGUGCACUUCUCGUAAAAGAAGAACAAGGGGGAAUGUUGGAUCGUCUGCUUGACACGCUUCACUUGCAGAGAACGGCCAAUGUUAGGAUCAAUGUGGACGCCGCGUUACAGCAACUUGGCACGGGGCUGAAGUCGGACUCGGUAGUGAUCCAUCGCGCGAGCUCCGCCGCUGUCUCCGCCCCACACUCGCACCCAGCUCACCUCAUGCUGUGGAGGCUGCUCGUCAACCUGUGGCUGCGCCGGCCGCCUGGCACGACUGGCACGGGGCUGAAGUCGGACUCUUUAGUGAUCCAUCGCGCGAGCUCCGCCGCUGUCUCCGCCCCACACUCGCACCCAGCUCACCUCAUGCUGUGGAGGCUGCUCGUCAACCUGUGGCUGCGCCGGCCGCCUGGCAGUCUGCCAGAAUCAACACCGCCUGUCGGUCCUUUAUUCUUCAGUGGCAUAAUGAAAUCCCGUACACUAUCUUCCAUAAAGAGACGACUGCAAGACACCAUCGCUUACCACCAAAACGAAGCUACAACUUACAAAACGUUACAAGACUCCGAGCUAAAACCAGAUUCGAGCCAAGAAGUGGUCGAGAAACCUAGAGAAAACAAAUCGGACGAGUUUCCUGCGUCGUUAUCGAUUACCGAUUUCACUGAAUCGAGCGAAUCGAGUGACUCGGAAGAGUCUGAGGAUGAGUCGAGGGGUGUGAUCGUGGUGGAUUCGUCGACGGAGGAGGAUAAGGAUUCAUUCCAUAUGUAUUGUUACCACGUCGCUGCUGAAAAAAUGCUCCGCGAGUACCUCCGCUGGCUGGAGGAAGGUGACAAAGCUCGGGCGCUUCCUUAUCACGCUGAGAUAUCCAGGUUCAUACCCGAACAGGCAUUACAUGCAGCGUGGCGGCGCGUGAUAGCUCAGAGGCGCCCCAACAUCGAGUGCAGUUUCCCGCUGCCUACCCCGCCGCCAAACCCCCCGCCGCCGCAGCCAACAGUGUCCCAGAGAACUAUUGACAGCAUUCUGAUGAUAACAGACAGGUCCACUCAAAGAAGACGAACCAUAUCAUUGACAUCGGCCCUCGGAGACCAGAACGUUUCGGAUGCGCGUGCGCUGCUCUCCCUCGUCGACAAACAUCUGCAAGUCAUCGAGAGAUACGCUAGGGAAUGGCGGUCAGAAGUGUCCCGUAUUACCUCCUUGGACGACAAGUUGUUGGCACUAGUGAGGUCUCUCAGAGUCCCUCGGGAACUCCCGCCCCAACAUGUGCAAUGCGCUAACAAUUGCAAGCCUUGUACGCUUAUACCCCAGGUUCGAGAAUGGUGUAUUUCGACUGGAGUCGAGGAAGGAAUCAGAGAAAAUCGGCGAUCAGCUCUCGCGUCCGUCCGUCGCCUGAGCAGACCAGCGUUGCCUGUAGUUCGAGCCGCGGUGGCGCUACAAGCGUUAGCCAGGAGUGUGGGAAGCACGGCAACAGCGCGGCGCGUGGUGGAGCGCGCGUGGCGCGGCGUUGCCGCUUGUAGCGGGUGUCUGCCGGCGCACGCCGCGCUCGGGGCGACCUGCCGGAGCGUCGCCGAGCGUUGGAUAUGCCACGACAGCGUCUUAUGCGCCGAACUCCUCUCCAGCUGGAGUUCGGAACUGUCGAGCGGCGACAGCGCGCUGCGACUGUCGCUGUGCGACUCGCUGGUGGGCGUGCUGCAGCUGCCGCCGCGCGCCUGGCCGCCGCUCUACACGGCGCUGCUGGCCGCCCCGCUGCCGCCGCACGCCGCCUUCAGCUACCUCAGCAAGUUUGACGUGUCACGAUGGGCUAGUUCCUUGCCACCAGAGUGUCGCGACGCCAUGUUGUCGUCGCUGUGGGACGCCGCCACUCGCUGGGGCGCCAAGCCUGACCACCAAUAUCAUAUCCUUCUAGAACUAAUCGGCGUACACACAUCCGCACUGCUGUCCAAUACAGAACUGUGCUCGUACAUUGCUCGCUGCGCUCGGGCGAGCGUGGCGUGUCGCUUGCCGCCGCAGCAUUGGACACACGUGCUGCGAAGCGUCGCUAUUCACGCUGGCAGUGUGCCUUUAGACGAGCUGGGCCAUCUCCUCCGCGAUUUAGGCUGUGUGUGGUGGGAAGCUCGCUCUUCAAAACAGUCGAGUGAAACUCACGAGCUAUACUCUUUAUACGCUCCUCACAUAGCGCAACUGUUGGCAACACUACAGCAGGCCUUCGUCGCGGCUGCUGUAGCUCUCAGCUACGCACCAGAGAGAGUAUGCAUGUACGCGUGGAGUGGCGCCCGAGAAUCGUGGUCUCCGUGGGUACAGCCGGCCACGCAUCCGCCGCUGCCGCAGGCCGAAGACAUGCUUCACAACUGGGCGGCCGCGUUGUUGCACACUGUACUUGAUUGUGCUGGUAUUGAAGAACAUCUACUAGGCGAGGUGUGGGAGUGGGCAUCGAACACAUACCUAUCUUUAGCGACGUCGGGUAACCUGACCGAUGACGUCACGCGCGACCAAAUGUGGUCGCUGCUGCGAGAGUUGAAGCAACUGUCGUUCAACCGGCCCUGGUUUAGUGCCAGGCAUGUCCAUACCGCUUUACAGAUAUGCCGAGCCCAGCACUCGGAGAUCCGCACGUGGGUCGCCUUCACAACGCGAGGUUUCUCACCCAAUGUAGCGCUUACACGGAAUGAGGCAGAAUUAGCGCCACAACUGGCCGCUCUGCUGUGCCUCUUCACGGCACCAAAUGUACCUUAUGCUGACCAGACCCUGAAGGAAGCGUGCAGACUGCCAUGGCAUCGUUUACCAGAGGUGGCAUUAGACGAGGCCUUAGAGCGGUUCUUCAUGGAGCACUACAACCUCACGCUGAGCUACCACGAAGCCCCUCAUUUCAGAGUGCUACUUAGCGCAUGUGAGCUGAUUCCAAUGGAAGAUGACAACGGAUUGACGAUGCGGAUUGACAGUGUGGCGCGACAGAAGCGCCAACGCGGGGUCGCGGCGUGGCAGCGAGCCGCCAGCGCGCCCAAACUGAUAGCGCAUGCGCCCGCGCACGCUACUGCUGUGCUCCGUACUAUCACAAAGAUAGCGCCGUACUUGGAAUCUUCUCCACUUGAGGUGGAAGAGUUGCUCUGCCGCGCCAUCCUCAUCAUGUGCAUAGAACCAGCCGGCUCCGCUGUUGUGCCCGUAUGGCAGAAAUGGGUGUCAACAUGUCCCCCUCGAUUAGUGUCUGCGUGCGUGUGGAGUGUCAGCUCUCUCACGGCCCUGGAGCCCUUCGCCGCAGUGGCCGACGCGGCUGCGCGAGCGCUGCUGAACACACAAGAGAGCGCGGGCUGGGCGGAGAUCCGGCAGGCGUGGGCGCGCAGCGCGCGGGCGGGCGCGGCGCCGCUGUGCGCCCGCGCGCGCGCGCACGCCGCGUACGGCGCCGCGGCCGCGCGCGCGCACGGCCCGCGCUCGCUGCGCGCCGCCUUGUUGGCGCUGCUCGCCGCCGAUAUCAACUUCAUAGAAAACAGUGUGAUAAUAUCGACAUGGAUCUGCCUCGCGUGCAGAACAGCGCUGGCCUGCUCUCUCGUGACGGACUCGAACCCGGAGCCCCGCGAGUGUACGGCGGCCGCCACUGCCUUGCUGAGCCGCUGGGCCGAGACCAGGAGGAAUCUGUUGAGGCUGGUCAGACAGCAAGCGACGGUGCCGACGGCUGAGCACAGAAUACUCUGCAACUUAGCGCUAUGCGUACUAUCGCCGAACAACGAAUCAUCCAUUCGCGGGUUCGAAUCCGCGUGCAGUUCCGUCAACCCCGCUAUAAUAGGGGACGCCAUCGCCUGGGGGAGGAAACCUAGUGUGUCUUUGGUGCCGAGGCUAGCCAUGAGGUUCCAUCCAGCUCAGGAGGUGUACUUCAAAGAGGAAUUGGAGAUGGCUGUCGAACUAGAGAAAUCUAUGGGAAAGUGAAUUGGGAAGACUGAAAAAGUAUAAAAAAAUUAGGUUAUCUUAAUA
This is a messenger RNA of Amyelois transitella, 7231 nucleotides long. RefSeq lists its product as uncharacterized. The record is from RefSeq and is a predicted model, not a curated record. The transcript is spliced from 40 exons. Bases 173 to 7186 code for a protein of 2337 amino acids. Gene Ontology annotation, biological process: autophagosome maturation. Gene Ontology annotation, cellular component: cytoplasm. NCBI's taxonomy places the organism in Eukaryota, Metazoa, Arthropoda, Insecta, Lepidoptera, Pyralidae.